AUGGGGGCGGUGUUCGGAGGCAGCAGCAAGCAGGGCAGCCACGCGGUGUCGUUCCUCCUCGGCGCGGCGCUGCCCACUGCCCUCCUCUUCUUCCUCGCGUCCGACCGCCUCGGCGGGGGCUUCCCCACCAUCUCCAGCAGCUGGCGGGGCAACGGGUCGAUAUCGACCGCGCCGCAGGCUGCUGGCGCGGCUAAGCCGGCCACCGAUACUCUCGCCGCCGGCUCCGACGGCCGUGCCGCGCCUACGCAAGAUCACGAGGUAGAGUUCGCGGGCCUCGCCGAGCUGCUGGCGCGAGUGGCGACGGAGGACAGGACGGUGAUCAUGACGUCGGUGAACGAAAUAUGGACGCGGCCCAACUCCCUCCUCGACUUCUUCCUCAGCGGCUUCAGGAACGGCGAGGACACGGCGCACCUCGUCGACCACGUCCUCAUCGUCACCGUCGACGCCGGCUCCUUCAGCGGCUGCAAGGCCGCGCACCCGCACUGCUACCUCCUCGAGGUGAAGUCCAUGGACAUGAACAGGGCCAAGACGUUCGGGAGCCCGGAGUACGUGGAGCUGAACUGGCUCAAGCUCUCCGUCCAGCAGCGCGUCCUGGAUCUCGGCUACAACUUCCUCUUCACGGACGCCGACAUUCUGUGGCUUCGCAACCCGUUCCAGCGCAUCUCCGUGUACGCCGACAUGAGCUGCUCGCUGGACAACUCCAAGAUGGCGCCGACGCUCCUGGACUGCGAGAACAACAUCGGGUUCUACUACAUGAAGUCGACGAACCGGAGCGUCGAGAUGGUCAGGUACUGGCGCGCGGCGAGGGCGAGGUUCGACGGGAACCCGAACGAGCAGGUGGUAUUCAGCAAGAUCAAGCACGAGCUCAUCAGCAAGCUCGGGCUCAGGUUCCAGCCGCUGGAGACGGAGUACAUCAGCGGCUUCUGCGACUUCCAGGAUCACCUGGACAAGGUCUGCACCGUGCACGCCAACUGCUGCAUGGGGCUGGAGAACAAGGUGCAUGACCUCAAGAACAUUGCCGCGGAUUGGAAGAACUACACCAGCAUGACGCUGGAGCAAAGGAAGGAGGGGAGCUUCAAGGUGACACCCCCGCGCAAGUGCCAGAAGUCCAUGGGAUGGGUGUGA
Messenger RNA from Miscanthus lutarioriparius, 1125 nucleotides. NCBI's taxonomy places the organism in Eukaryota, Viridiplantae, Streptophyta, Magnoliopsida, Poales, Poaceae. The record is from the annotation of a GenBank genome assembly.